Molecule: messenger RNA, 4685 nt
Organism: Neogale vison (American mink)
Lineage: Eukaryota; Metazoa; Chordata; Mammalia; Carnivora; Mustelidae
Gene: UNC5CL
Product: unc-5 family C-terminal like
Exons: 9
Coding region: 275-1831 (518 amino acids)
Biological process (GO): positive regulation of canonical NF-kappaB signal transduction; netrin-activated signaling pathway; positive regulation of JNK cascade
Cellular component (GO): membrane
Molecular function (GO): netrin receptor activity; protein binding
Source: RefSeq, a predicted model, not a curated record
CUUUGCCAAUAGAUAGGGACAGACACUCCCUCACCCCUCUUUAGGGCUCUGGGAGGCAAGUCAUUGCCGGGAAGCUCCUGGCCACUCCUGCCCGGAUUCCCCGCCCACCUCUCCUUGUCUGCUGGCCUGGUGACCUGGUCUGGCUGAUUUCCCAGAGAAGGAACUGCUGUUCCUGGGCAAGCCAACAGCCUCUGGGAGCACCUACACGGUAAGGUCCUUGGCCUUGGCUGGCCCAGGGGUGCAGGGGAACUGGCAGCAUCAAGGAACCACGCGGAUGUGCUCUGAUGAGAGUGCUUUCCAACCGGCCCGGUUCCUACUGCUGGUGGGUGUCCCGGUGGCGAGUGCCCUCCUUCUGGUCCAGUGCCUUCGAUGGCACUGUCCUCGCUGGCUGCUGGGGGCCUGCUGGAAGCUGGAUAGCCAAGAGGAGCCAGUAGCCCAUCCCACUCCCCUACCGGAAAAUGAGUCCUCAAGGCAGUGUGCACCGGCCACACUGCCAGAGAUGGCCGCCUUCUACCAGGAACUGCACACACCCACUCAAGGCCAGACCAUCAUCCGUCAGCUGAUGCACAAGUUGUUGGUGUUCUCGGCUCGAGAGGUGGAUCACCGUGGUGGCUGCCUGAUGCUCCAGGAUAUGGGCAUCUCUCUGCUCAUCCCACCAGGAGCUGUGGCUGUGGGCCGCCAGGAGAGGGUGUCCCUGAUCCUGGUGUGGGACUUGCUGGAUGCCCCAUCACUGUCCCGCGCCCAGGGGCUGGUGAGCCCUGUGGUGGCGUGUGGCCCCCAUGGGGCCUCCUUCCUGAAGCCCUGCACCCUCACAUUCAAGCACUGUGCCCAGGAGCCCAGCCAUGCUCGUACCUACAGCAGCAACACAACCCUGCUCGAUGCCAAGGCCUGGAGGUCCCUAGGGCGGCCUGGGGCCCACACCUCCAGGGACGAGUGUCGUAUCCAGCUUUCCCACUUCAGUCUCUACACCUGUGUGCUGGAGGCGCCUGCGGGCCGGGACGCCCGCAAAUGGCUGCAGCUGGCUGUCUUCUGCUCACCGCUGGCACCAGGGCAGUCCCACCUACAGCUGCGCAUCUACUUUCUCAACAACACACCCUGCGCCCUGCAGUGGGCCGUGACCAAUGAGCAGCCCCAUGGGGGGCGCCUGCGUGGGCCCUGCCAGCUCUUCGACUUCACAGGGGCCCGCGGGGACCAGUGCCUGAAGCUCAAGUACAUCUCUGAGGGUUGGGAGAAUGUGGAUGAGAGCAGUUGCCAGCUGGUUCCCCAUCUCCACAUCUGGCAUGGAAAGUGCCCCUUCCGUUCCUUCUGCUUCCGGAGAAAAGCAGCCAAUGAGAAUGAUGACUGCUCCACACUUACCAGUGAGAUCAUCGUCACCAUGCACACUUUCCAGGAUGGCUUGGAGACCAAGUACAUGGAAAUCCUCAGAUUCCAGGCAUCAGAGGAAGAGUCCUGGGCGGCUCCACCCCCUGUCUCUCAACCACCCCCGUGCAACAGGCUGCCCCCAGAACUCUUUGAGCAACUGCAGAUGUUGUUGGAACCGAACAGCAUCACUGGCAAUGACUGGCGUCGGCUGGCCUCCCACCUGGGGCUCUGUGGCAUGAAAAUCCGAUUCCUGUCCUGCCAGCGCAGCCCGGCCGCAGCCAUCCUGGAGCUAUUCGAGGAGCAGAACGGCAGCCUGCAGGAGCUGCACUACCUCAUGACCGUCAUGGAGCGGCUGGACUGCGCCUCGGCCAUCCAGAACUACCUGAGCGGGACGCACAGCGGUAGCCCGGCGCCCGUCCGCGGGGGCGCCCAGGAGAACCAGGGCCUGGAGCUGGACGAGAAGCUCUGAGCGGCCCCAGGCGGCGGGGCGGGCCGCAGUCCGCAGCACUCUGGGCCCCGGGGGGCCCCUGACAUUGAGGAAGCAUGCAGCAGGUGCUCCUGGUCCUGCCCUUCCAUCUCAUCAGAACCCUGCGACAGUGCCUGCGGCCACCGCGAAGCCCGGGUGCGGUUCAUUGCCCGCCUCCUCCACAAUUGCGACCCGCCUGGUCCUGCGAACAGGUCCUAUCCUGGCCGGCAGGGGGCGCAGGAGCCCAGCGGAUGGUCAGGCCUGCCGGGCCUUCGGGAAACUCCUUGACCAGUGGACUGGGAGACUGCCCUGUUGGCACUCCUUGCGGACUGGCCAGUCCACUGGGAUUCUCUGAGCGCUUCGUGACACCCAGCAUCGGAGUGGGUAUCACGGGGUAGAGGAGAUGGGGCUUGGAGCUGGACAAACCUGCAGUGCUCUUUUGGGAGUCAAGAUGCACCCACGGGCUGAGGGUCAACGCCAAAAGGGCAGUGCCCUGUGGUUAGGACAUGUGGGCAUGGGAUGAACAGACGUGUUUUAGGAGCUGAGAGGGGAGGCAGCAUAGUGUGGGCUGGAGCAGUGAGAAGGCUUCAUGGAGGAUGCUGGAGAGACAGUAGGGACAGUAAGGAGUGGUUCAGCCAUCUUUGGGUGAGGCCAGAAGGGGACGGUGGCUGGACUUACAGUAGAAGCCAGAAGUGAGCAUGGGUGCUGAGGUGUUAAGGAGCUGCCUAGUGGGUGUGAUGGGAGGGGAGGACCAGGGUUCAAGGUCAGCCAUGCCUGGCUGUCCACCCAUCUCCUUUGUCUUCCUUUGACUCUGCCUUCCCAUCCUUGCCUCGUCUUCCUCUCUCUCUGUUAUUAUCUCCAUCAUAAAACAUCAAAAUGGAAAAGAAACUUCAAGAUGAACGCUCGUGCCCAAUAUUUUUAACUGGAACUGUGUGAGUUUUCAGUCUCUCUGUCUUCAUUUUGCUGCCACCAUUUCGUGCAGCCUCUGCAUCCCCGAAUCUGUCUCCCCGUUACUCUCUGUCUUAGCAUCUUCCCGACCCUGCAGAGUCACUGUGCCUGCCUUUGAGGGUUUCCUUUACUCCGUGAACCCCCCUGUCCUUCCCCUCAGGCAGCUUUAAACCAAUGUUAUGUAUCAAAAGCAAUGAAAAGACCCUGGGCUACCCUAUGAAUGAGUGGGGAGGAUUUUACCCCAUGAAUCAAGAUCCAGUUUAGGGUCAGGAAAUAAACAAUGGGGAUUAAAGAAUACACCAUUCAGUCAGUGAAUAUUUAUUUACCCCCUACUAUGUGUUAGACUCUGUAUAGGAAAGAGAUUAAUGGGCUGGGGCCUGGGAAGAGAAUAAAGGAUUUGACUCAGUUCUAGUAAUACUUUUGUUUGCAAGCAGGUGUUGUUAAUUUUUUUAAGGGCAGGCAAACAAUCUCUUUGGCAACACUAAUGCUUUGCUUUUGUAUUUAAUUAAAAGAUAUGAAAGCUUUUUCUAGAGUAAACAAUAUUGUAUAAUAAAAUAUGAAAAUUACCUUUCUUCGUUAUUAACUGUAUUUUGCUCAAAUUGAUAAAUUUGGAUAUGGGUAUGAAUGGUUUUAUUUGGUCAAAUUACAGUGACGGGGGCUGGUUGGAAGGAAGCGUUUUGUAGAUUGUGCUUCCGGAAUGAAAACUGUCUGGGUUCAGAGUGGUAAAUUAGGGAGGUUCACUUCCCAUUCUGUUAGAAGUGAGCCUUCAGAGUGGGGCCCUUCCACCUCCUCCCUCUUCCAUUGUGUCCCACCCUCCUUGUUGGUGCCUUGGCUUUCCUUGCUUCCUUGGCUCAGGAUAGGGCUGCUGAGAGCAUCUUCCUCUCCUGGAGUCCAAGUCUCUUCCUUGCUCUUCAUACCAGCCCAAGGUAUCUUUAUUUCCUGUUCCUGCCUACCCUGGAAUGAAUUAUUUUAGGAGUUUCAGGUCUUCUGGAAUUGUGCAUUGAAGUCACAGGGGUUUCUAUGCUGGGACAGAAUGCCUUCUGGCCCCCCACUCUAAUUCCUCAGAAUGGGCUCCCAGUGCCUGGAAAGCCAUGCUUGGAAGUCUCAGGGGUAGGUGGCAGGCUGCCCCAUCUCUGGAGGAUGGAUCCUUCUUUUCUUAAAUCACACCUGCUUGGCAUGUAUUUGCCAGCACCCAAAGUCAAGGGCUGGAGUGCUGGGGGGGGGCGGUGGUGUUAGGAGACUUAGCACUCAGCCCUGUCUCUAGGCUAAUUAACCCAGCUCUCACCUCUCUAGCUCCAAACUCUUCAUUCCUGGAUGAAGUGACUUUACCUUUGGCCCUUUUCCUGGUAGGCCACCUGCCUGGUUCCUAAAACACUAAACUUGGGACUUCCGCUCUCACAUAUGUUGUAGAGCCCUCCUAAACUUCUUUGUGAGGGGUUUAGAGCUGGCAGAGGAAUAAGCAGGAAGCAUUGGCCUAGGUCUGUAGGCUUAGAGGCUCCAGUAUUCAGAAGUAACCUGUGUCUUCGGCACCGCAUCUACCUGCCGAGUGACACUCACACCAAUGUAUGGAUUCGUGGUGUCCAACAGAAAUAAAAGGAAAGCCAUAUAUUUGAUUCUGUGUUUUCUAAUAAUCAUACAUGCAAAAAAUGUAAAAAGGAACAGGUGAAGUCAGUGUUACUAUAUUUUGUUUGCCCUAGUAUGUCCAGAAUAUUAUAAUUUACCCAUGUAAUGGGUAAUAUAAAUAUAUUAAUGACAUACUUUACAUUAUUUUUUUCAUAAAGUAUUUGGACUCUGGUACAUAGUUUUAUAAUUACAGCAUUAUCUCGAUUUGUAUUGAACAUGUGCUAAAUUUUUGUUGGAAAUAUUUGAUCAAUAUUUAGCUUUCAUAAAAUUUACAACUGAAAAAGUA